CCAGAACACCCGAUCACAAUCAUCUCGCAGCGACAACACCUUUCUGCAUGAGCACGUCCACGAGUCUGACGCCUUCAAGACUGUCGACUCGCUCUACACUCUAAGCCCUCGCAGACUCAAGGUUCCGGGUAUACUGGUAUUCACACGCAAUUCGUUGGGAUUAGAUAGUCGCAAGAUGUCCUCUGGCGGUGUGCCUUACUCGCAGGACCUGCCUCCUGCAGGCGGUUACGAACCGAUCAGGUACAAGCGCAACCUUCCAGCUAGAGGUCCUGGUGGAAUAGCCAUCUUUGGUGCCGUCUUUGGUAUUUGCGCAUACGGAUUCUAUAGAGUAGCUGCUGGUGUGCACGAGAAGAAAGAACUCGAGAGGGAAAAGGCUUGGUCACGCAUUCAUUUGGUGCCUAUGCUCAUGGCAGAGGGAGAUAGAGAUGCUUACAGGAGAGAGGCGGCAGCGCUAGCGAGGGAGAAAGAGAUCAUGAAGGACGUGCCAGGCUGGGAGGCCGGCAAGAGCGUAUACAGCACAAAGAGAUACACUCCUGCUUCGUUCGUCGUUCUGUGAUACAAGUCAAUCUUUGCAAUACGAUCCGUGCAUUUUCACCACACGCGACGGAAGUGGUGGGCAAGAGACGAGAAGGAAUCCAGAGCAUACGAUAGCUCAGCAGGUCACUGUCCAGUUGCAUGCUCGUGUGGUUUCGGACUACCUCCUCAGGGUGGAUGUCUGUACGCAUUCAGUGGACACGUCACACGCUGCUCGAAUCGGGUAAAAGCCAGAUGGAUUGUCGAUGGCAUUAGAGAAAAGGAUCUGCAUAGGGCAGCUUGCCAUGCGGCUCGGCG
This is a messenger RNA of Ceraceosorus guamensis, 831 nucleotides long. Its product is annotated as GRIM-19. The transcript is spliced from 4 exons. The record is from RefSeq and is a predicted model, not a curated record. Bases 176 to 556 code for a protein of 126 amino acids. NCBI's taxonomy places the organism in Eukaryota, Fungi, Basidiomycota, Exobasidiomycetes, Ceraceosorales, Ceraceosoraceae.